UCCUUCCUUCCCUUGUGGCCCUGGGCCUGGCAUCGCCCAUCUCCCUUGGAGGCCCAGGAAGGCCAGCUCUGCCUGCAAGCCUUGCUCAGCGCCAGGGACGAAGGCGGGGAAGAGCAGCGCGGGGACGAGCGCCUCGCCAGCCGCAAAUUGCAGGUAAUUGGAAAAACAACUUCCUCAGCAUGAAUUUUUUCCUGGAAACACUGAGAUUCAUUGUCCUCUAUAUAUAUUUCUCACUGGAGGCUGUCGUUUUAUUAUUUAUCCCUGUCCGUAAAAAGAAUGUUGUUGGUGAGAUAGUGCUUAUAACUGGAGCUGGCAGUGGAAUCGGGAGGCUUAUGGCUUUAAAAUUUGCUCGCCUUGGAGCCACUUUGGUUCUCUGGGAUAUCAACCUGGAAGGGAACAAAGAGACUGCCAGGCUGGCAAGAAAAAACGGAGCUUCUAGAGUACAUGAUUACAUUUGUGACUGCAGCAAAAGGCAAGAGAUCUACCGAACAGCAGAUCAGGUGAAAAGGGAAGUUGGUGAUGUUAGUAUCCUGAUUAACAAUGCCGGCGUUGUAACAGGGAAGAAAUUCUUGGAUUCUCCAGACUUGCUGAUAGAGAAAACCAUUGAAGUGAACAUCAUGGCACACUUCUGGACUGUGAAGGCCUUUCUUCCAGCAAUGAUAGCCACUAAUCAUGGACACAUCGUGACUAUUGCAAGCUCAGCUGGGUUAAUUGGCGUCACUGGACUAGCAGAUUACUGUGCAAGUAAGUUUGCAGCAGUCGGCUUCGCUGAAUCUCUGGCUGUAGAAAUGUUGACAAUGGGAAAGACUGGUAUUAAAUCUACAAUUGUCUGCCCAUAUUUUAUUAACACUGGAAUGUUUGAUGGCUGUCAAACAAAGUGGCCACGUGUCCUGCCCAUUCUAGAUGCAGAGUAUGCAGCUGAAAAAAUAGUCUCUGGUGUGCUGCGGGAUCAGGUGUAUGUCUAUAUUCCACGGAGCAUAUACAUUUUCAGUGCACUUAAAAGUAUACUGUCAGCGAAAAUGUUUUUUCUUGCCGGAGAAUAUGUGGGAUCUUUCCAUUUUAUGGAUAAGUUCAGAGGACGGACAAAGACAACUGAUAAAGAACAUCAGAAAGCAACAAUAAAAACUCCAAGUUCACAUGACUCAGUUGUGUACAGUAAAGCAGAUGUAUAGAAUUUCUAUAUUAUUUUCUGACUACUGAGAACAUACAGUUUAUGUCUGAAACAUCAACACUAGAUACUACUAUUUGCAAGAAAUAAAAUCCAGUUUUAACCCAAGUUGGUCGUAUAUGAAUAUAAUUAUACUACAUAUAUUUUAAUUACUGCAAUGUCUUUUUAUUUAUAGAUUGAUGCUUUAUCAGACUUGUAUCACUUUUGGAUAUAACAUUCAAAUAUCAAAAAUGUUAUUGUAUUUCUAAUUUCACCUUUUAUAAAUAAAAAUGCUAAACAGUGGCAAUAAUGAAUAUAAA
Molecule: messenger RNA, 1467 nt
Organism: Anolis sagrei ordinatus
Lineage: Eukaryota; Metazoa; Chordata; Lepidosauria; Squamata; Anolidae
Product: epidermal retinol dehydrogenase 2-like
Cellular component (GO): lipid droplet
Molecular function (GO): oxidoreductase activity, acting on the CH-OH group of donors, NAD or NADP as acceptor
Source: RefSeq, a predicted model, not a curated record